AAUUCAAUCUUUUAUAUAUACAUCUAGUCUUAUAGUAAAUUUUGUAAUAGUGCAUGAUCGUAAAGUAGGUACUUGUACACAUAUAUAAGUAGCAUAUAGCAGAAACACGUGUGCAGCGAGUUUGUUUGGGCACUCGCCGAACGUAACCUCAAUGCAGUUUAGCGUGAGGACGACUUGAAAACGAAAUUUGGUGUCGCGAUGGGUUUGAAAACAAUAACCGGGGUUCACUGGACGAACCUCGAGCUUGAGGGUCUAAUCGAGGAUGAGGACUCGUGCGUCUACCUGGAGAAGGUUCAAAAACACCUGGGGCUCCAUCCCUUCCACUUGACGGAUUUGAACGCGGCUCUCCGCGAAAUCCUCAAUUCUAACUUGUUUUGUUACGAUGCAGAAUUAAAUGGUUUAAUGUUAGCGUACCGUAAUCCAAAGCUUCUCUCUUCUCUGGGUGAUAUAAUGUAUGAUACGUGCUUUGUACACAUAGAUGUUGAGGCAGAUUUUUAUAUAUUUAGGCCAGAAGUUGGUCGAAGCCUCAAAGGUUUUGUAAAUAAAAAGGGUACAAAUCAUGUAGGUAUUUUAUUGCACAAAGCUUUCAAUGUGUCUGUCCCUAAGCCAGAUGACGAAGAAGAUUGGCCAGGUGAUAAAGUUAAGGUUGGUCAAGAGGUGAAAUUUACUCCUGAAGAAAUCGACUACAAAACAAGACUUCCAUACAUUCGUGGCUUACUGCGUGAAGAGGAUUACUUGAAUGGUUGUAGACUCUUUGAUGAACAAAUCGCGGCUACAUUCGAGUCUGAGUUUCAAGAAAUUACAAGGGGAAACAGUUCAGAUUUCAAAAAGAAGAUCACUUUUAAAACUGAAAAUAAACGGGUCGUUUUUGACAGCGAUUCUGAAGUAGAGGUGAAUCCCGAAGAUGACACGGAAACGAAACCUUCUCUCAAAAAGUUGAAAAUUCAACCUGACGAUAUAGAAGCACCAAACAAAACUCCAACGAAGAAACGAAAAAGAAAAAGUACAUUGACCUCUGAAUCGGAUUCAGAACUUACACAGCAAAACAAUACUGAUUUGGAGUCUCCAAAAAAUCCUUCCAAGAAACAGAAAAAGAAUGCAGUGAUAAAUAAACAAUCACCUAAUGACACAGACGAUGAAAGACCAAGAAAACCGUCAGUUAGUGAAUUAACACAAAGAAAGAUUUUCGACGAUUCUAGUGAAGCAGAAAGCAUAGCACCCAGCAGCCCAGUAAAGAAACACAAGAAAUCUAAAAAGAACAAAGUUGAUGAGUCUGAAGAUGAGAGAAAUAAAAAAUCUGUACUAAAAAAUUUAGUCAGUCCAGCUCUUGACAGCUCUGUGGAGCAAAUUGAGGAGGAUUCAAUAAAAAAAUCGAAAAAGCGAAAGAAGAUAUUGGUAGAAUGUUUGGAUACAGAAGACGAAAGAGAAUACAAGUCAACCAUUGACAAAUCUUUGAUAGCCAAUAAUUCCGAAGCAAUAUUUGAGGUACCUCAAGAUGUGCCGAAAAAAAGGAAGAAGAAGAAGUCGACAAUCGAGACCAGUGACCAUUUGAAAAAGAUUUCCGCGUACGAGGUGGUAGACACUGAGGACGAAAAGGGGUACAAAUCUAUCUUAAAACCGUUGAUUGAGAGUGUAGAGCAGAGUAAUCAAGGAGACGACUCAGAAUUGAAAGUACCGAAGAAGAAAAAACAUAAAAAGAAGCGCACGUCUUCUUCAUCCGAAGCGGAGCUUUCGUUCGACCCAUCAACCGUUACAGUCAAAAAUGAGCCAGAGAGCGAAACCGAGGAGGUACGCGAUAUGAGGAGAAAGCUUAAAAAGGCAAAGAAGGAGGCUGCCCUCGAAAACGGAGAUAAUUCCGAACCAAGCGACCAAGAAACCAAAGAAUUCUUAAAAGGGAGGCUUGAAAAAUCGUCGGAGGAACAUAGCGACGCUGAAGUUUCGCCAAAGAAAGUAAAAAAGUCGAAACUCUCGCAGGAAAGUAAUGUUGACAGUGAUAGCGGUGUAGAAAGAGGGAAACCUACUGUAAAGUCAGAGGAGGAGCAGGAAAAAAAGAGGAAGUUAAAGAAAGAGAAGCACAAUAACGAGAGCAGUAAAUGAUAAAAAUGAUUUAUUUUAUUAUCUUUUUUUCAAUAUAGAGAUGAAACAAACUUUCUCUUUCUCAACGCUAUAUCUCUUAUGUACAUACAGACUAAAAUCUAUUCUUAGUGGCCGACAGUAUUUUUUACUUACUGUUCCGAGCUCUUUAGUUAAUCGGCGUUUUAGAGAUUUUAACGGUAAAAAAUCAAUUUAAUAAUGUGUUCAAUAACACAAACUUCUCUACACCUGUGAGGUUGCAUGAAAGGGGAUUUGUAAUCAAAAUACAUUAUACAUAUUUUUGAUUUACAAUUUCCGAACAUUCGUGCAAUAUCAUAUUUGUACAGAUUCCGUGACGACGAUGUAAAACCAAUGUACAUGUACUAAAUAUAUUUUUUUCUUACUACGUAAAGAAUGUUUAUAGUGUAUAAUGUUAUAUGCUGAAAUUGUAAGCAUAUAAUUUCAUGUUGGAUUAUAAAGAAUUUAUACGAA
Molecule: messenger RNA, 2565 nt
Organism: Nasonia vitripennis (jewel wasp)
Lineage: Eukaryota; Metazoa; Arthropoda; Insecta; Hymenoptera; Pteromalidae
Gene: Polr1F
Product: DNA-directed RNA polymerase I subunit RPA43
Exons: 4
Coding region: 199-2097 (632 amino acids)
Biological process (GO): DNA-templated transcription initiation
Cellular component (GO): RNA polymerase I complex
Source: RefSeq, a predicted model, not a curated record